This is a messenger RNA of Cercospora beticola, 1299 nucleotides long. RefSeq lists its product as uncharacterized. The record is from RefSeq and is a predicted model, not a curated record. Lineage: Eukaryota; Fungi; Ascomycota; Dothideomycetes; Mycosphaerellales; Mycosphaerellaceae. Gene Ontology annotation, molecular function: glycosyltransferase activity.
AUGCGGCCUCACCUCAAGACCUUCGUGAUCGCAAGCCUGGCCAUUUUGUUCUUCGCGCUGCUGGCAUCACAAUCAUGGAUCGCCAUCUCGCAAUAUCUGGAACGCCAACGACAGGACGUGCUGCUGCGCGAGAGCCUUGCGAAGCAAAAUAAUCAACUCCAAGCAUCUCUACAGCAAGCACAAGAUGAAGCUGAUUCCAUGGCCAAGGCUGCCGCUGCUGUGACAGAAUCAGAGAGGAGCAAAUUUGCCUACACCUUCUACGCCACUACCGACAAAUAUGCAUGCGGAGUGCUUGUCAACUUACGCCGCCUCGAAGAAUUGAAGGCUCGCUAUCCCCUACACGUUCUCAUUUCACCCAACAUCACAGAACCGUACGUGACCGCACUAGAAGCCGCAGGUGCUCGUACACACGUCGAGACUCCUCCACCUCUUCCUGGCGAAGGGGUCGGCUACUACGCGGAUUGUCUGUUGAAGCUCCUGGCCUUCAAGCUUCAUCGUAUCAACCCGGGCUUGGAGCGUGUGCUUGCAUUCGACUCUGACCAGCUCAUCAUGCAGAACCUAGACCAACUCUUCACCGGCCUUCCGAUUGGCAGUAUUAGCGCCCCACGAGCUUACUGGAUUGCCAAGGACUUCCUCGCGAGCACCUUCAUGAUGAUCGACCUGUCCGAUCGAUUGUGGAAUGCAGUCAGCACAGCCGUCGCUGAAGCUGGCAUGGACGAAUUCGACAUGGACAUCAUCAACAAAUUGCUAGGCGGUGAAGUAACCAUGUUGAGCGGCUCGUAUAUCACGCUCAACAGUCAUUGGGAAGACUGGAACUUGCCAUCGUGGUAUCACUCGGACUCUGCGCAGCGGCUCAACUGGACGAUGAUCAACAAGGUGAAUGAAUUGUCCAAAGCCAUUGCAGUUGCAGAAGACAUGCGUCGAGACGCACCACACUCGAUCGUCAUACCACGCCCCCGCCUCGAACAGGCAUCGCCAGAGCCUCAACCACAGAUCGAACCCAACGUGGCUCACUCCUCCGACACGACCACUGACGGCAGCUUCGUCGAUCAGCACAUUCCGUCUGGACCACGCUUCCCCGAACAUCAUCCUCUCUGGCAAGAGCUGUAUUUGCUACAGUCAGCGGCGGCCGUUAUCCACUUCUCAGCUGUUGGAAAGCCAUGGGACGUCACUGGAGAAUCCUUGCGCUCGCGAAAGCCUGAUGCACACCCUCUACUAGGCGAGCAAUUCCUGACGUGGAGACGGACUGCAGGCAGCGUCUGUCCAGGCUAUGGCAGUCUUGAUCCCUUUGAGUACUGA